GCUUUAUAUUGAAUGAAAGGACCGUUUCUUUGGGGAUUUGUGUAUAAAUCACUUUUCAGAUUCAGAAAACCGACAUUUAAGUUUCUUUAAAGUCCAUUUCAAUUGAACAAAGAGGAUCUCAUUAGGAAAUCUGCCAACAUCCCAGAUUAUUAAUUCGAUUUCUCGCCUUUCAUCCACGCAGACUCAACAUUCCUAGUCAAUUAAUAAAACAUUCAGACCCUGCGUUUACUACAGAAGGACUUCGCUUCUGAUCCUCAAAAUCCUGAAAAAACAUUCAACUAUGUUAGAUAAUUAAAUCGCAUGCAAAUGUACGAGGAGGUAGUUUAAAUAUUCAAACAAGCAGAUUUCAGGGAAGGCGCGACGCCUAAAUAAUUUUAGCAAUUGCAAGAACAAUAUGGGAUUGCUAUAACUAACCAGAAAUCUAACUUGUAUGCUGACAAGCGUAAAUCAUUGAUUUUGCCAGGGGUAAUCCAAUUACUUAUAACAGCUGCAAUAAUAUAUCAAUUAUUUUACUAUUUUCAGCCAAAUCAAACAAAGCCUAAGAAUGAAAAAGCAUAAAGUGAGAAUUCUGAUUAGGGAGUAGGUAGAAUGGAUCGAUUUUAUAACAUAUUGCGAAACAAUCAGAGUGUUCAAGAGGAGAGAAAUAUUCCUACUCGUUUUAAUGAUGUGUUGGGAAUAGAUGAAUUCAAAGAAGAGUUGGAGGAGAUAGUUGAAUUUUUGAAGAAUCCUAAAAAAUAUACUGACUCAGGAGCUAAACUACCAAAAGGCAUUCUAUUAGUUGGACCUCCAGGAACAGGGAAGACUCUUUUGGCAAGAGCAUUGGCUGGUGAAGCUGGAUGCGCCUUUUUUUACAAAUCUGGAUCUGAAUUUGAUGAGAUGUUUGUUGGUGUUGGAGCUUCAAGAGUCAGAGAAAUAUUUAAAGCAGCGAGGGCUAAGGCUCCUUCAAUUAUCUUCAUAGAUGAAAUAGACAGUAUAGGAGGGAGAAGAAGAGCUUAGGAUCCAGGGUAUUCAAGAGAUACUAUAAACUAAAUUCUUACAGAGAUGGAUGGAUUCAAAUAGACUGAGAGUGUCAUUGUGAUAGGAGCCACCAAUUUUGAAUAAGUUUUAGACCCAGCAUUAAAACGACCAGGGAGAUUCGAUAAGAUGAUUCAUGUUCCAUUGCCUGAUGUAAAAGGAAGAGAAUAAAUAUUUUCUUAUUAUUUAAAUAAGAUUAAAUUUGAAGAAAAGAAAGUCUUGCCUUCAAACUUGGCCAGAUAAACUAGUGGAUUCAGUGGUGCUGAUAUUCAGAAUAUGGUCAAUGUAGCUAUUUUGAAUGCAAUCAAAUACGACAGAUAAAUAGCUACAACUGAAGAUUUUGAGUUUGCAAUCGAUAGAAUAUCAAUGGGAAUAGGAAGAAAGAAUAUGCAUGUGAGUGAUAAGGAGAAAUUGAUGACAGCUUAUCAUGAGGGUGGACAUGCCCUCACUAGUUUAUUAACAGUUGGAGCUAUGCCAUUACAUAAAGUAACGAUAUUGCCUAGAGGAGGAGCCUUGGGAUUUACAGCAAUGCUACCAGAAAAAGAUCAAUUGAACUAUACAAGGAGGGGAAUUAUCGCCUCAAUUGAUGUGGCCAUGGGAGGGCGAGCAGCAGAAGAUCUGUUUCUUGGAAGGGAUGAUAUUACGAGUGGAUGCAGCAAUGACUUGGCAAAAGCAACAGAUUUGGCUUAUAUGUUUGUGAAGUAAUUGGGAAUGGAUGAUAAGAUUUCCUUGAUUUCUAUUCAAGGGGACAGAGUCAAAACUAGUGAUUAGUUUGAUUAUAUGGUUGAUAUGGAGGUAAAGAAGAUUCUGGAGGAAUCUUAUAACCGAGUGAAGACAUUGUUGAAAUCAAAUGAAAAUAAACUUAAAGCGUUGGCCACUGAGUUGGUCAAGAAGGAGACCUUGUCUGCUGAAGAAAUCAGAAAGCUUUUGCAAAUCAAAUGA
Paramecium tetraurelia is the source of this 1956-nucleotide messenger RNA. RefSeq lists its product as uncharacterized. Gene Ontology annotation, biological process: proteolysis. Lineage: Eukaryota; Ciliophora; Oligohymenophorea; Peniculida; Parameciidae. The transcript is spliced from 7 exons. Gene Ontology annotation, cellular component: chloroplast thylakoid. The record is from RefSeq and is a predicted model, not a curated record. Gene Ontology annotation, molecular function: metalloendopeptidase activity; ATP binding; ATP hydrolysis activity.